CUUUUUUUCCCAUCGCAGAAACUCAUCUGCGUCCUCCGCUCUCACCGUCACCGCAUUUCUUCGCUUGCUCCCACGCUCGCGUCCGCUUCGCAUCGCACAGCCGACACCACUCUCGACUCUUCUCAUCCACGUUCCACAGCGUCCUUCCCCGCCUCCGUCUCGCGGCCCCGGCGAAUUGCUUCUGACGUGCUGUCUUGUGGCGCCACAAGCACUGACCGUUUUCCUCGUUCUACAGUUCCUUUUGCGCGCCGCAUCCUUCCGUUCUAACGGGCCCACCAGAAACCGACCUGCAGCAUCCGCCUCUUUUGAGACCGUCCUCCAACACCAAAACGACGCUGCUUGCACCAGGAGAUCUGCGUCCGCCUCGACUGAACUGCUGCACAUCCGUCUGGGUAGCCUGUGUUCCCAACUCCCAGCGUCAAGCUUGCGCCUCACCUCACCCACGUUCCGAGUUUCUACCCUGGUUCUCAAACAUUGCAUCCGACGAAACCGAACUCGACACCCUCGUGGAUCGUUUCCAAAACCCUCGUCCGACGCUUGACCGAGAGUCGCAAACGCGUGUUGUGUAUGAUGUGUGCAGAGGGUGACGCCGACGUGCUCCGAUUAUAGGUACGUUUGUCGCUCCGCAUACUCUACCUGUGCUGGGCGCAGUGCAAAGUGGUGACUUUUGACAAUUGGCGUGGUGUCUUUGCUACGACGCCUGCGAGUGCAAAUCGACACAUACCCGUUGUACGCCACACGUCAGCUCUCUCGUUCGCCUUCUCUCUGUCUCUCCCCUCUGUAUGUGUGUGAGACGGAGUGCGUGUCUGGGCCUGCUGGAAUCACAGUCUCGCGCACGGCAUCUUUGAGUACGAGUACCCUCGAGACGAAUAGUCGAAGCAGGAUCAUGCAUCUGCUCAAGCAAGCUAUAUAAAAUUGCCUGGUCACCUUACGACCAAACCCGCUGCAAACUCGUAUCUACCGCUGCCACCCCCAACCGGCCAUUCUGGCCAGCAUUCAACGUGGCGGCAACGUACGAACCCAGCGGGGUGCUACAACCCUACCCCUACAUUUAUGCCAGCGACCCGGCAAUCUCGCCGUCGACCGCUUCGGACCUCACAAUCGCGGCUGAGCGCGCCAGCAAACGCGCCAGCUUGGCUGGUUCCCUCGACAGCCCCAGAGCGACCAAGAGAAGCAAGAAGAGCCAUUCGGAGGCCGAUCACACCAACGAAAGCCCUGGCAUGAUAAUCUCACAGCAUGGCGUGAACCAGAUGAUCGCCGACCCCGUCCUGAUUGCGACAGAGAGCAGCCCGACAAGCAAGCCGAGGAGAGUGCGGACAGGAUGUCUGACUUGUCGCGAAAGACAUCUGAAGUGCGACGAGGCGCAACCCGUUUGCCAGAACUGUAGGAAGUCGAAUCGACAAUGCAAACGCGGGGUAAGAUUGAACUUCAUCGACACACAGGUGCGCACGCCUCCACGAAUGGCCCCUGUACGCGACUGGAACGUUCAAUUCCAUGACGAGUCGCGAGAGAUCGCUUCGGAAUACAAGGGGGGGCUGGCGAAGUAUGGUCUUCCAGAGGAAGGCGAGCAGUUAUCGUAUCGUGUUGAGAAUGGUAUGCUGUUCGACUUCUCUGGGCCAACAUCUCACUCGGGACAACCACCGCCUCUGCCAGCCAUACAUGGCAUCGUCCAGGAUCCCUACGCGGAAGAGCAGAUGGCACUUGCACAAGAACGCCAGCAGCGCGAGACAUCGCAUCACUAUAACCAUUCGCAUUCGGACUCAGCAUAUUCUGGAUCUAAUGUGGCUUCUAUGACGGCGCCUUCGUACGCGCAGGUGGAACAUCCCGUGUCGGCCGAAUCCAGAGAUUACAUUCGGGACCCAAAGGAAUUGUAUUGUAUGCAAGCAUUUGUUGAAGAAGUUGCGCUGUGGAUGGAUUGCUUGGAUGCCCACAAGCAUUUUUCAGAGGAACUGCCCCACCGUGCGCUUGCGAACAAUAUGCUCUACAAUUCCUUUCUCGCCUGCGGAGCGCGCCACCUUGCUCUCGUGCACCCACAGGAACAAUGGGACGAGAAUGCGACGCAGUUCUACAACACCGCAACGUCGUACUUGCUCCAGAACCUGCAAAAUGACAAGCGUGACACGUUCAUGUGCGCAACCACGGCUACGAUCCUGAACGUGUAUGAGGUCAUGUCCGAACGUUACAUACAACGCAUGAACCACAUUAAAGGUGCCCGGGCCCUGAUCAAAGAAUGCGGAUGGAACGCGAAGUCUGCUGGUGUCGGGGCGGCCUGUUUCUGGAUCAACGUGAUGAUGGAGGUCUUGGAUUGUAUGACCAAGAACGUUCCGGUGGCCUGGGAUCCGGCGGAUUGGGGUGUUGACAUGGAUUUCGCCUCUAACACGACGGCACCUCAGAGUGACGAAGUAUGGACUCAGAGGAUAUUGUACAUCAUGUCCAAGAUUGUCAACUUUCGCGCGCGCAGCAGCGCUGAGGGAGACUUGCCAUUGGAACGACAAACAAGAAUGGGCGAGUGGCAGCACCUAAAGUCACAGCUUGACACGUGGAAUCGUCUGGCGCCACGCACAAUGCAUCCGAUGGGCUGCGUCGAUGCGUUCAAGACCACGAUAGGAUCUGUGUACCCGGAGGUUUGGCUCAUCAAACGGACGGCAAUAAUGGCUCGUCUCCUCUACCAUACGGGACUCGUGCUGCUUUCUCGGUUGAAUCCGAUGGAUCCCCGCAACAAGUCGGCCGAGAUGCGGGACAUGGAGCAGGAGAAUGCGAUGAUGAUAUGCGGCAUAGUGACGCAUACCAAGGACAGGGGUGUAGCAUGCGUGUCCAUCCGCUCCAUGGCCAUUGCGAGCGAGAAUUUCACGGAUGCCCAGCAGCAAAACGAAGUUCUCGCGGUCAUCAAAUCCAUUGCAGAGAGCUCGGGGUGGAACUUGGGUGCCGUACUUCCCGGGCUUUUGAAGCAGUGGGGGUGGACGGCUCCUCCUGAUUCCCCUUCGAGUGUAACGAGACCUCCACAGCAGCAGCAGGCUCCUGCUCCCCCACCUCUUCCUACGCUACCGCAGAUGCCGCAACAUCCUCAGCCUUCAGUCGCCGGGCCCUCUGCAGCACCAAUCCGUGUACAGAGCUUCCCGCAAAUUGGUGUGCAUGCCCACCAGCAACCUGCACCGUCCCAUCAGCAACAAUCGAUGACGCCUCCGAGUCAAGGGCAUGGCGCUCUGCAGCAGCAAUCGCCAUCACAAGCACGGAAUCCGCUUCCCGUAACGGACUUCAACUUGUCCCAGCAAUCUUAUCAGCCACAUUAUGUAGCACAGAAUCCAAACAUGGGCAGUGCUUCUAUGUCGAGGCACGGCUCGUCUGGCUAUUUUUGACGAAGUGAAGUGGAAGGAGAUGUGGACCGGAAAUAAGUAAUUGGCACAUACUUGUGCAUAUUCAAAACUUGGAGUUUCGUAAUCCGUCUAUGGAAAGAUGACAGAGGAACAUAAAAAAGGAUUUUUAGGAUAACUAGGAGGGGGGUUUAAUUUUGCUGGGGUUUUAUUUUAUGUUCGAAUUGUGUGCAGGAGCGACUCGAGCCGAUGACCUACGAAUCGAAGAAUUUCUACGGACAACCGCAUUGGAACACGGCGUCGGCGACACAACGAAAACAUCUCGCAUGGCGUAAAGCCAUAUAUCUUAUCUAUUCGAUACGUCCUUCUUGGGUGGGUGUCUGAUAACAGUCUCAGGCUUAUAUGGGUACUUUGCAUGUAUGGUUAGAUUCACGACAUCAAGGAUAACGAGACCCAAAACGCUCAGCAAAAGAGCAAGAAAGCCCGAUUGGCUUUGUCUUAUUAUUAACAACAAACCAAGAGAGAAAGAGCAUUUCUCAAGAGUGAG
Verruconis gallopava is the source of this 3858-nucleotide messenger RNA. RefSeq lists its product as uncharacterized. The transcript has 3 exons. Lineage: Eukaryota; Fungi; Ascomycota; Dothideomycetes; Venturiales; Sympoventuriaceae. The record is from RefSeq and is a predicted model, not a curated record. Gene Ontology annotation, cellular component: nucleus. The coding region runs from base 1221 to 3356 and encodes 711 amino acids. Gene Ontology annotation, biological process: positive regulation of transcription by RNA polymerase II. Gene Ontology annotation, molecular function: DNA-binding transcription factor activity, RNA polymerase II-specific; zinc ion binding; transcription cis-regulatory region binding.